This is a messenger RNA of Nicotiana attenuata, 2281 nucleotides long. RefSeq names its product trifunctional UDP-glucose 4,6-dehydratase/UDP-4-keto-6-deoxy-D-glucose 3,5-epimerase/UDP-4-keto-L-rhamnose-reductase RHM1-like. Gene Ontology annotation, molecular function: dTDP-glucose 4,6-dehydratase activity. Gene Ontology annotation, biological process: nucleotide-sugar metabolic process. The coding region runs from base 146 to 2107 and encodes 653 amino acids. The transcript is spliced from 3 exons. NCBI's taxonomy places the organism in Eukaryota, Viridiplantae, Streptophyta, Magnoliopsida, Solanales, Solanaceae. The record is from RefSeq and is a predicted model, not a curated record.
UCACUAUAUUGAUGUGUUAGAGUCUCUUUACUUCGUUCCUUCUUUUUUUUAUGUGUACAAUCCGUGUUAUUUCCUCAGAAAACAAGUGACGAUUCUAAAAUUCCAUGAAGUGAAAAGUAGCGUUAAAAUAGCAGAGAAAGAAAGGAUGUCCGAACCAGCUCCUUAUGUACCCAAAAACAUCCUCAUAACUGGUGCAGCAGGCUUCAUUCCAUCCCAUGUAACCAACAGAUUGACCAAGCUUUAUCCUGACUAUAGGAUUGUUGCUCUUGACAAGCUCGAUUAUUGUUCGAGCUUGAAAAAUCUGGAGCCGAGUUACUCAUCUCCUAAUUUCAAAUUUGUAAAGGCUGAUAUUACAAGUGCUGAUCUUAUCAACCAUCUUUUGGUUGAGGAGAAGAUUGACACAAUUAUGCAUUUUGCAGCACAGACUCAUGUGGAUAAUUCAUUUGGAAAUUCAUUUGAAUUCACAAUCAAUAACAUUUAUGGUACACAUGUACUUCUGGAAGCUUGUAAGUUGACUAAAUCCAUCAAAAGAUUCAUUCAUGUUAGUACAGAUGAAGUUUAUGGUGAGACUGAUUUGGAGACCGACAUUGGCAAUCCUGAAGCAUCUCAACUCCUUCCUACUAAUCCAUAUUCUGCUACUAAAGCGGGCGCUGAAAUGCUUGUCAUGGCUUACCAUAGGUCUUAUGGCCUACCGACAAUCACAACCCGAGGGAAUAACGUGUAUGGACCAAAUCAGUUCCCUGAGAAGUUGAUCCCAAAGUUCAUUAUUCUUGCCAUGAAAGGCGAGCGUUUGCCAAUUCAUGGGGAUGGAUCGAAUGUUAGGAGCUAUUUGUACUCUGAUGAUGUUGCUGAGGCAUUUGAUGUGAUACUACAUAAAGGGGUGAUUGGACAUGUGUAUAACAUUGGCACUAAAAAGGAGAGGCGAGUUUUGGAUGUGGCUGAGGACAUAUGCAAAUUAUUCAGCUUGAACGCUCAAGAUGUGAUCGAGUUUGUGCAAGACAGGCCGUUUAAUGACCAAAGGUACUUCUUGGAUGAUCAAAAGCUUAAGAAGUUAGGGUGGCGAGAACAGACCUCUUGGGAGGAAGGACUAAAGAUGACUCUGGAAUGGUACACCAAAAAUCCUGAUUGGUGGGGUGAUAUAACCGGAGCCCUUCACCCGCAUCCAAGAAUUUCAAACAUUAUGCCUUCGCAUGAUGAAGGUUGCCUGUUGCAGCUUAUAAAAGGUUGCAAGAAAGGCUGUGGCUCGGAGAUGAAGUUCUUGAUCUAUGGAAGAACUGGUUGGAUUGGAGGGUUGUUAGGAAAGAUUUGUGAAGAACGUGGAAUAGCAUACGAGUAUGGGACAGGAAGAUUGCAGGAUAGGAAUUCGCUAAUACAUGACAUGAUAAGAGUAAGGCCAACCCAUGUUUUCAACGCGGCUGGUGUUACUGGGAGGCCUAAUGUGGAUUGGUGUGAAUCGCAUAAAGUAGAGACAAUUAGAACUAAUGUCGUUGGUACACUAACUUUGGCUGAUAUCUGCAGAGCAGCGGACAUCUUGGUGAUGAAUUUCGCGACAGGUUGCAUAUUUGAGUAUGAUGAGAGGCACCCAUUAGGCUCAGGCAUUGGAUUCAAGGAGGAAGACAAGCCAAAUUUUACAGGAUCUUUCUACUCCAAGACCAAAGCCAUGGUUGAGGAGCUUGUAAAAGAAUAUGAAAAUGUUUGUACCCUCAGAGUGAGAAUGCCAAUAUCAUCUGAUCUUAGCAACCCGAGAAACUUCAUCACAAAGAUCACGCGUUAUGAUAAGGUGGUAAACAUACCAAAUAGCAUGACAGUGCUAGAUGAGCUGCUACCAAUCUCUAUUGAGAUGGCAAAGAGAAACUGCAGAGGGAUAUGGAACUUCACCAAUCCGGGAGUUGUGAGCCACAAUGAGAUUCUAGAGAUGUACAGAGAAUACAUAGAUCCCAACUUCAAGUGGCAGAAUUUUAAUCUUCAAGAACAAGCAAAAGUGAUCGUUGCACCGAGAAGUAACAACGAGCUUGACACGACAAAGCUGAAAAAUGAGUUCCCUGAAUUGUUAUCGAUCAAAGAUUCGAUCAACAAGUAUGUCUUUGGACCAAACAGAAAAACAUAAAACUUGAAAAUUGUACUUUUCAGAUAGUCUUGUUUUGAUUUUCAUCAACCUCUUUGUCAUAGUUACUUGUGGUUGUAGUUUUAGAUACAUAAUGUGAUUCAGGUACUUCCAAUGUUCUUAUUUUUCCGAGCACGAUUUUGCUCAGUGAAAUCUACUUCACUUUCAUUUUUGGUA